AUGUCGGGCCUGGACUAUUGCGAGAUCGAUGAAGACGAGGAGGAGGUCUUCGCGUAUCAGAAGCUACGUCGCACGCACCACACCUACGGCUUCGCGCUGAACGGCCUCGGGCACCUGCUUACGGGCUCAAAGUACCAAAGCGGUUAUGUGUACGGCGCGCAGCCUACCGACGCCUUCUUCCGUUACGAUCCGUCCUCCGAGGUGUGGAGUGAGCUCGAUCCGUUCCCGGGCGGGGCGCGAAGCUACGCCAUCGGCGACGUGCAUUUGGGGCAAAACAUGGUCUACUUUGGAUUCGGGCGCGACUCCGUUGGGAGGGCGCUGGGCGACCUGUGGCGCUAUGACGGCGAGGGAUGGGCGCAGCUCGCCUCGUGCCCGGAUGGCUGCCAGCGGCUUCAUCCCGCCUUUGUGGCUCUGGACACGAAGCUGUUUGUCGCGGCCGGGAGCGGCAUUUACGGAAACAUCAAAACCGCAUGGUCGUAUGAUAUUGAGCGCGACGAGUGGGAGCCGCUCCCGGAUCUGCCUGGGGAUGCGAGGCACCACCCGUACCAGUUUGUCGCCGGCGGUCAGCCGUACGUCUACGGUGGCCACGGGCGCGCGAUUUACACGGACUUGUACCGUUGGGACUUUGACACGGCGACUGGCGAGUUCUUACAGUCGGUCACGAAGCGCGCUCCCGCCCCUGGCGAAGGGAGAGUCGCGGGGACGCAGUUUAGCGUCGGAAAGUAUGGGUACGUACUGAGCGGGGACGGGAACGACCACGGCUCGAUGGUGACGGGCGAGUUUUGGCGGUACGAUCCUGACGCGGACGAGUGGAAGGCGCUGCCCCCGCACCCAGGCGCUUCGCGAUGGGCGCCCGCCUCGUUCGUGCUCAACGGCCACGUCUACUUUUACAACGGGCUGGACCGGCUGCCGGGCCGGAUGUCCUUUUACCCGAGCGACUCCUUCCGGAUCCGCCUCCCCGCCUGA
Emiliania huxleyi CCMP1516 is the source of this 966-nucleotide messenger RNA. RefSeq lists its product as hypothetical. The transcript has 2 exons. Lineage: Eukaryota; Haptophyta; Isochrysidales; Noelaerhabdaceae. Gene Ontology annotation, molecular function: protein binding. The record is from RefSeq and is a predicted model, not a curated record. Bases 1 to 966 code for a protein of 321 amino acids.